Nicotiana tabacum (common tobacco) is the source of this 1743-nucleotide messenger RNA. RefSeq names its product F-box/kelch-repeat protein At3g23880-like. Gene Ontology annotation, molecular function: protein binding. NCBI's taxonomy places the organism in Eukaryota, Viridiplantae, Streptophyta, Magnoliopsida, Solanales, Solanaceae. The record is from RefSeq and is a predicted model, not a curated record.
AUCUCCAAGUUUGAAAACGGAGGUGCUUAUAAUUGAAGUACUAAUAUUUUGACGGCACGCCAAAUUUGAAAGCUCUAGUGACAAAGUCCACUAUAUAACUCAACUCCACACUCCAUAGUUACAUCAAGAAAAUAUAGUAAGCAAUUAAAUCAUAGAAAAUGGAGGAAACAUCAACAGUUUUGGCCCAAGAAUUAUCAAACCUUCCACGAGAAAUCAUCUUUGAAAUUCUAUUGAGAUUACCUGUCAAAUCCCUCUCGAAAUUCAGGUCUGUUUCAAAAUCAUGGCUUUCUUUACUCUCAUCUCCUCUAUUCAACAAAACCCAUGUCAAUUUUUCCUUAAACAACCCCAAAAUGUCUGAUUAUAGACUUGCUGUAGUAGCCUCAGUUUCUAAGUUGGGCAGAAUCUGCAAUAUUUACAACAUAGGGUUUGGAAAAGAUUCAUUUUUUAAUGUGGUUAAACAUGGUAAUCCUGCUAAAUAUUUAUCUCUCUCUGCUAAGAUUUUGGGUUCUUGCAAUGGGUUAAUUUGUUUAACUAGUGAUAAAUUUACACUAAUGCUAUUCAACCCAUGUACUGGAAAUUUUAAUGUAUUUCCUGAUUCGAUGCUGAAAGAUAAUAGUGGUGGUUGUUAUGUUAGAUAUGGAUUUGGUUAUGAUGUAUCUAAUGAAGAUUAUAAGGUUGUGAAAAUCUUUAGUUUUCCUAAAACUGAGGGAAGAUAUGAGAACAUGGUUAAGGUUUAUAGCUUAAAGGCUAAAUCUUGGUCAAUUAUUGAGGGUUUCAAUAGUGGUAAUAUAAAUGGAAAGUUGGGUGUGUUUGUUAAUGGGGCUCUUCAUUGGGAAGCAUGUUAUAGUUAUUGUUCGAGUGAUUCUUGGGCGAUUGUUACUUUGGAUUUGGCUGAAAUGAAAUAUGGGAAAAUAGCUUUGCCGAGUUAUGAAGAUGAAGGUAUUUAUUGGACCUUAGGUGUUUCAAGAGGGUAUUUAGUUGCUUGUUGCAACUAUGAACCAAAAAGGGCUGAUAUAUGGGUGAUGAAGGAGUAUGGUGUCGAGAAAUCUUGGACUAAAUUGGUUACCAUCUCAUUACCCCUUGAUCGUAGGGAUUAUGUCUCACCGUUGUUUGUGACAGAGAAUGGUGAUGAAGUUUUGCUGCAGUUUGGUGCAGAGCUAACACGGUACAAUUCAAGGAAUGCGUCAUUCAAACGACUAGACGAUUUCAUGUCAGGUGAUUUUCGUCAAGUUCAGGUGAUAACCUACUUAGAGACUCUUGCUUCACCUCAUAUUUAGUGACGUGAUGAUAGGUUAACGGUGAAGGCAAAUGAGUUUAAGAGAUGGUAAAAGAUCUUUCCGAUUGCCUGGUGCCUGCUCCUGCUCCUGUUCUCAUAGUUAUUGAUAACAUUGUGUCUUGUCAUUGUAUUUUCUUUGCAUUCUUCCUUAUCAUGUAAGGUGCAUGGCCCUUCAGCAACAUUGACUGAGAAGUGCUACUGUUAUAAUGCUCAAUUGAAGUUCUAUUUUCCCACACAAUUCGUAUCGUGCACCAUGUGGAUACAAAAUCCUUGAAUGCACUAAUGUUCAGUGCCAUAUAGAUAUGCUUUGGGUAAAAAUAGUUGCUUUAAUGCAUCAAUAGACCGUGUACUGACCAUCUUCUCCUGAACUUUAUGAAAGUUCCUUGAGUAAUUCAGUUGAGUAUAUGUCAAAAUCAGAUAGUGUUUCUCCUGAACUUUAUUAAAUAACUAUUGGCCUUGUUAGUGUU